AUGAAUUAGAAAUGCCAAACUAUUGGUCACAAUUAAAGGUAAAUUGAAUUUAUUUGUAUACAACCAAAGGAAAUUUUAUGGGGUUGUUCAAAAUGUUAUGAAUAAUACAAAAAUAAAUAUAGCUUUAAGCCAAUUAUUUAAAUAUAGAAAGUAUUAAACUAAUCAAUUCAAGAAAUAAAUAAUAAUAAUUGUCUUAAAUUAAUCAAUAUAUUUCAAACUCAAUUUAAUGAAGCUCUAUAAUAAGCAGCAAACACUUUUAAUCAAUCUAUAAAUUAUUUAAAAUAAUCCUUUGAAAUUCAAUAUAAGGAAGUGCUUGAUUUUUUGACUUAUUUAAAUGGUUUUUCAUUUGAUAAUUUAGACUCUUUUAGCUAAGAAAAUUCAAAAUACCUAUUUAUUGUAGUGAAUUAAAAGGCAUCUCUAUAUACAAAAUUAGAAGUUUAAGCAUCAUUUACUAUUGAGAAGAUUAAGAAAAUUCAUCAAGAAAUCAAAAAAAAUAUGAAUGAAGUUUUUGAUUCGAGAUUUAAAUAAAUAUUAGAUGACUUAAAUUAUAAAUAUGAAAUACAAAAUGAAUUUAAAUAGUAAAUCAUUAAUCUUCAAAUUCCAAAUGAAUAUAGGGUUAAUAAUCAUCCUCAAUUAUCAUAUUGUUAAAACUAUAAAUUAGAGUAAGGAGUCUCAUAUUCUGGUUAAUUGUGUAAUAAUUAGUUAUAAGGAAUUGGAGUAUUAGAGAUAGAAAAUUAAAAUAUAAUCUAUUAUGGAGCAUUUAUAGAAGGUCAUUUCACUUAUGGUAUAAAAUGCAAGCUAGAAUAGAAUUAGUUGUUUUAAGGAAAUUUUUAAUAAAAUAAUAAAUAUGAUUAUUAUAUUGAUUAAAAUGGAAUCAUGAUUAAGGCUAAUAUAGAGAGGUAUAAGAUUAUUGUUAUUUAGAUAUGAUGGGAGUUUUUUAAAUGAAUUAUAAGAAGGAGAAGGAAUAAGUCAUUAUAAAAAUAAAGAUUCGUAUUUUAUUAUAUAAAUUAUAUUUUAGUUAUUGCGGAGGUUGGAAGAAAGGGAAAUAUGAUGGAUAGGGAUGUUUAAUUAGUGAGGAGUUUGGAUAGUAAAUAAAUUAAAAAAUUAUCAAUAGAGUUGAAGGGAUCUUUAAGGAUGGUAAACUAAAUGGAUAUGCUAUUUUUUAAAAUGCAUAAAUGA
This is a messenger RNA of Paramecium primaurelia, 1179 nucleotides long. NCBI's taxonomy places the organism in Eukaryota, Ciliophora, Oligohymenophorea, Peniculida, Parameciidae. The record is from the annotation of a GenBank genome assembly.